CUCUCUGCUCUACCCACCUUCCAAGAGCAAUGGAUCUCAAGGUGGUCUGUGUUCUCUCUGCCACCCUCGUCAUAGCCCUCAGCACCUUGGCAGAGGGAAAUGCACCACCAACAAAAUGCCAGUGUAAAAUGCUCCCAAAGGAGAGGAAAAACUGUGGCUACCCAGGAAUCUCAGCAGCAGAGUGCAAGAAAAUGGGGUGCUGCUUCAAUUCUUCGAACCCCAACGUUCCCUGGUGCUUCACUCCUAAACAGAAGAAAGUUAAGAAAGUGUGUCCCACUGAUCCUUACGCCAGGAUAAACUGCGGCCACCCCGGCAUUACAUCCAAGGAGUGCACAAAGAAGGGCUGCUGCUUCAGGGCACGUCCUGCUGGGGUCCCCUGGUGCUUCUACCACCGUGUCACGGAGGAAGCUUGUUAAAGGAGAAACUUCCAUCAAGAACUUUCCAAACUUUGGAUCUACUUCAAUGGAACAAGAGAUGGAGGUCCCAGCUCAGACUUUGUAUUUUGCAACAGCCGUGAUUUCUAGACUGUUUUUACCUGGGAUUGACUCCUUUUGGAUGUAAAGUUACUGGUAGCUUUUAGUCUCUCAGUAGGCUAGUAUCGCACAGGUUUUCACUGUAAUAAAAUAACUAAGACACAA
Pseudopipra pipra is the source of this 638-nucleotide messenger RNA. RefSeq names its product trefoil factor 2 (gene TFF2). The record is from RefSeq and is a predicted model, not a curated record. Bases 30 to 416 code for a protein of 128 amino acids. NCBI's taxonomy places the organism in Eukaryota, Metazoa, Chordata, Aves, Passeriformes, Pipridae. Gene Ontology annotation, biological process: maintenance of gastrointestinal epithelium. The transcript has 4 exons.